Misgurnus anguillicaudatus (oriental weatherfish) is the source of this 1326-nucleotide messenger RNA. NCBI's taxonomy places the organism in Eukaryota, Metazoa, Chordata, Actinopteri, Cypriniformes, Cobitidae. The record is from RefSeq and is a predicted model, not a curated record.
UCAAUAGAGCAUGCAAGCGACGUCACUGCGACGUCAUCGCGCAAUGUACUGUGAGGAGUGUCCGCCAUUUCGUGAGGCCACACAAACACAAGCCGGUAACAGGUUGUAUGAAUAAGAUGUGAAUAUUUAUGUAUGGGUAUGCUUAAAAAUAGUUUAAAACAAGGUGGAUUGUACAGAGACAAACUCCUACCUGACGCCAAGAAACGCUAUGUUGAAAAAAUCCACUUUAUUGGAAAUGUCGAUCCUUAUGAAGUCCCAAAAGACCAGUGGAUCCGCGACCCUGACUCCUUACCUCCAAUCACUUUUCCUGAUAUUUUUACUUAUUUUGUUUGUGGUGUCAGUGCCUAUACUGCUGAACAAUUUCGCAAUUAUAAGUCUCUGGAAGCCCACGUUCAGUUUACGAAUGGUUGGGUACAUGACCUGGAGAGUUUUAAACCUGUCAACGGUGAAAACACUGUAGUCCGAACGAAGGUCAUGCACUCUCAGCGACUGAACGAACCGCCUUUAAAGCCAUGGGUGAUCGUCAGCAGCAGUGGAAAGGUGGAGUGUGCACACUGCACAUGUAUGGCAGGGGUAGCGGAAACAUGUACCCACGUAGGCGCUCUCUUGUUUAAAAUGGAGGCUACUUUUCGGAUUCGUGGGAAUAAAACUGUCACUGAUGUACCAGCAUAUUGGGUUUUGCCCAGCAAUUUGAGCAAGAUUACAGCUGAAGUGGGCUACAAGAUUGACUACACCUCAUCUGCUAGGCAAAAAUUGCUUGAUCAGCGCAUAACUGCACCCUCCACUGCGCCAGGCAUAAGGAGUCGUCUGAAAAAAAGGAAAAUUCCCCUAGCAAAACUUGAUGAGUUGUCACCUGUGCUUGACACACUGCUGCAGCAUAGCAAGGCUGUUUGUUUGUCAGGGAUGAAUGACUAUUACACACUGUACACAGACACAGUUCACCCCUCUGCGGUGCCCGAGUCCCUUGCAACAUCUCUGUAUGAUAAAAAAAUAGAUUCCCAUUACCUUUCAGCUAUCCAACUACACUGUGAGAAAUACAGAGAUGCUGCAAAUGUGACUGAUGAGCAGGCAUCAGCUAUUGAGAUGUGCACAAGACAACAGCAUAAAUCUUCUGCUUGGUAUGCAAGUCGGACUGGAAGAAUUACUGCCUCAAACAUGCAUGCAGUCUUUGCCACCAGUAUGGAAAAGCCAGCCCUGACUGUUGUUAAAAAGGUAUGCAACCCACAAAACACAGUGUCCACUGUACAAACCAGAUGGGGUAUAGAGCAUGAGAUUGAAGGCCUUAGAAACAAAGGACAAAGACUUCUGUCUCGAAUUGUCAGAUGA